UUGGAGGCGCUAUAAACCACUAGCCGUACAUACACAAGUUCCCAGGCGGUGUGUUUGUCUUCCAGUGUUUGUCUCUGCCCUUCGAGCAAUGGCCCUGCUGACGUCCAGCAAGAUUUUGACUAGUAUCGGUGCUCAGGCCCCUGCUUUAGGCGCUCUGCAGCUCCGGGCAAGUUCAUGGUGGUCUGAGGUACAGAUGGGACCCCCUGAUCCCAUUCUGGGGGUCACAGAAGCUUUUAAACGUGACACCAACCCCAAGAAGAUGAACCUUGGAGUAGGAGCUUAUCGAGAUGAUCAGGGCAAGCCUUUUGUCCUCAACUGUGUCCGCAAGGCUGAGGCCCAGAUUGCUGCUAAGAAGUUGGAUAAAGAGUACCUUCCCAUCGGAGGUUUGGCAGAGUUUUCAAAGGCCUGCGCUCAGCUGGCUCUUGGAUCGAAUAGCGAGGUCUUAAAGAGUGGAAGAAGCAUUACUGUCCAGACUAUCUCAGGAACUGGAUCCCUGCGUGUUGGGGCGAACUUUGUGUCUCGAUUCCACAAUGUGGCCCGGGAUGUGUACCUGCCUAAACCCUCCUGGGGAAACCACACACCCAUCUUCAGAGAUGCAGGCAUGCAGCUAAAGGCUUACACCUAUUAUGACCCUAAAACCUGUGGCUUUGACUCCAAGGGAGCCCUGGAUGAUAUUUCAAAAAUCCCUGAGAAGAGUGUGAUCGUCCUGCACGCAUGUGCUCAUAAUCCCACAGGAGUGGACCCGAAGCCUGAGCAGUGGAAAGAGAUGGCUGAUCUAAUCAAGAAAAGAAAUCUGCUGGUAUUUUUUGACAUGGCCUACCAGGGAUUUGCCAGCGGAGACAUUGAUCGUGAUGCCUGGGCUGUGCGUUAUUUUAUCGAGCAAGGACAUAACAUUAUUCUCUCUCAGUCUUUUGCUAAGAACAUGGGCCUGUAUGGCGAGCGAGUAGGGGGGUUCACAGUGGUCUGUAAGGAUGCCGAAGAGGCCAAGCGCGUGGAAUCCCAGCUGAAGAUUCUCAUACGGCCCAUCUACUCCAACCCACCCAUGAACGGAGCUCGCAUUGCCUCCACCAUUCUCAACACACCUGAGCUGUACAAAGAGUGGCUUGAGGAGGUAAAGGGUAUGGCAAACCGCAUCAUCAGGAUGAGGGAGAUGCUUGUGUCAAACCUGAAGAAGGAGGGAUCCACUCAAAACUGGCAGCAUGUCACCGAUCAGAUUGGAAUGUUCUGCUUCACGGGACUAAAACCAGAGCAGGUGGAGCGUCUCAAUAAAGAAUUUUCAAUUUACAUGACGAAAGAUGGCCGGAUCUCCGUGGCUGGUGUGACUUCUGGAAACGUGGAAUAUCUUGCGAAUGCCAUCCACGCUGUCACUAAGUAAUGCUAGCACCCUAGACUGUAGAUGCAGAAGGCACGGGGUUAAUUAGAAUUGCGUAACCGACAAGUAAUUUACAUGAUUUAAAGUCCUCUGCUGCCGAAACAUUAGGACCAGGAGUGAAAUAAGGUUCGUGUAGACUUUCAAUUCACUUGAUUUGGCAUUAGUAAUGUUGAUUAAUGAUAGGAAAGUUGAGCCCCUUGAUAAACUAAAGCAAGAUUCAGACUUUCAAAAACUUUAAAGGGCAUCACUUACCAAGAAGUUAAAACCAAAAAGUGCGUUUUAUAUGCUGAUAUCUCUUAUAAUGGUAUCUAUCAUUAAUUUUUUGCACUUAAAGACUAAACCCAAAUUCAAUUAAUAUUUAUGUAUACAAAGCACUUAUUCCACAAUGGGCUGAUGCAAGUUGCUAUUUGGGAUCACUAAUAAUGACAGAUUUAUGACAGUGUGUGCUUUAGAUGUGAAUUCUUGUCUAAUUGAUUGUGAAGUCAUUUUACAUUUUGUCUGUCUAGUAUCUCCCAUUGUCAAACAUAAAAAAUGGCAAUACACACUAGUGUUCUGCUCUAAUUUUUAUCCUGGCUCUUGAAAUGAAAGCUGAUUUAGAUCUUUUCAAUGCACAUUUGUAUCCACUGUAUGAUUCGUUUUAGAAUGAAAACACCCUUCAACACAAACUUAAACUGACAUUUCAGUGACGGAUCAAUGCUUUAUGAAAAGCGUUGCAUGUUUAGUCUUGUGGGUGAUUAUGCAUCCAGUAAAUCCAUUCUCCUUUUUAACUGGCUUGCUUUAAGGGACAGUUUACCCCAAAAUGUAAUCACCCUCAUGUUGUUACAAGCCUGCAUAAAUGUCUUCUUGAUAAACACAAGGGAAGAUAUUUCGAGGAAUGUUUGCAGCCAAACCGAUCAGAAGCCAUAUUGACUUCCAUAGUAGGAUAAAGAAUGCUAUGGAUGUCAAUGAUGACAACAUUUUUAUUUUUGGAUGAACUAUUUCUUGAAGUUUGUCAUCAACUGAUUAUUGGGCACUAGAUAUUGAUUUCACUGAAAAUAAAGGAGUGGUGUACGAACAAAUGAUUCUUCCAGUUCAGUGUUUGCUGUAUCGAGUCCUAUUAAGGCUAAAUGCACGAUUUGUGAAAAAUAUUUAUAUAGAUAUUUGUUUUUGAAAAACUGAAUAUAUUUGGAUUACUGAUUGUUAAAAUCUAAAGCAAAAUAUAAACUGUUUAUCAGAUUUUCUUCAGAACAGAUGUCAUCGGCGUAAAACGAUUUGAUGUGAAAAGAGCUAUGAGUCUUGCAACUGAAACAAUAAAUAAACAAACAAAGGUGUAAAAUAAA
Molecule: messenger RNA, 2691 nt
Organism: Paramisgurnus dabryanus
Lineage: Eukaryota; Metazoa; Chordata; Actinopteri; Cypriniformes; Cobitidae
Source: RefSeq, a predicted model, not a curated record